This is a messenger RNA of Acanthamoeba castellanii str. Neff, 996 nucleotides long. RefSeq lists its product as uncharacterized. The record is from RefSeq and is a predicted model, not a curated record. The coding region runs from base 1 to 996 and encodes 331 amino acids. Lineage: Eukaryota; Discosea; Longamoebia; Acanthamoebidae. The transcript is spliced from 2 exons.
AUGCUGCUAUGGGAGGCGCUGCUCGUGGGCGCCGUGUUUGGUGGCCUUCUCCUUUUCAUCUCCUUCAGGAGUCCUUCGUCUGCCCAAGCGAUAAAGAGAGGCCCGACUCCUCCGCCGGCGCUCAAGCCACCAGGCACGCCCGGCCCGAGCGAACGGCGCAAGUCGGUUACCUUCGUGCGCCACUGCACGCCGCCCUCGCAACGGCGACAAAGGCAGGAGGUCCAGGAAGCUCUGGUGCAACGCAACAUCGACCUCUGGGAGCGUACCGACCUGGCCGAACGCCUACGGCUCGCCGAGCAGGAGGAGGGCGCACGACGCGAGGCCGAGGCGCGCCACCGCAGCUCGGCCGCCGAGGAGACCAAGCGCAUCAUCGAUGCCAUUCUCCGCUCGCCGAUCUGCGCCGCCAGUGCUGAGCGAGAGCGAUGGGAGGAGAGCGGUCAGGCGCGAAGAAGACGGAGCAGCGUAGACUCGGUUGCGCGAUCUGUCGUGCCGAAGCGCGCAUGGCGAACCAGGAGCGACGAAGUUCACCAACACCACCAGCCGCACCAACAGCACCAACAGCAGCGCCACCACCGACAACAAGCCAGAGGCGGAGAAGGCGAUGGGGAGGUAGAGGGAGACAAAGAAGACAAAGAAGACGAGAUGGCGAGGAGACCGACCUGCUGGCGCACAUCCAGAAGGCACUCAAGCGCGAGCAGGAGGAGGUCAACCGCAUCGAGGAGGAGCUGCGCAAGAUCGAAGAGGAGAACCUGCAGAUGGAAACCGAGCUCGGCCAGGAAAGCGAUAACGAAAGCGAAAGCGACGUUGAUGGUGCGGCUGUUGAUGCGGACGAUGAACACAAGAGUCGAGAAGAAACAGAAGAAGAAUACGAAAUCGGAGAGGAGCACGAGCGAGACGGCGGGAGGCGAAGAGAAGACAACGAUGGCGAUAGCGACGAGUGGAACCAUGAGGAGAUGGAAGAGGAGGUGCGCUCAAUGGAGGACGAGAUCCAGAUGA